GGACCCGGUCUUUAGAGCUCUUUACAGCGGACCCCGCAUUGAAAUAAGUGGACUUGAGCCCAUUGAAAACUCACUGGAGCGUUGCCCUUCAAAGGCAAACACUGUAAAAGUGGCACAAGACUUCAUCAUUGGAUCAUUAGCUAGUAGACACUGCUGGAUAGAAGACUAGUAAAUGACACGCUCUUGAGAGACGAAUUCAUCCGCCAAACGGACACGGCGAAAUUGAGGAAUAUUGUGGACGAUUUUUAUUUCAGUUUUUGGACAAAUUUUAUUGAUGACGAUGUCGGAGUCUAAACCUGCAACUGAGCAAAAAACGCCGUCAAAGAGUUCGUUUUCUAUCUCGUCAAUAUUAUCAAAACCUGAUAAAGAGGACAAAAAAGACCGGGACGAACGCCCGAAAUCUGUGGACGACUUGAAGGAUAAGGAACGUCAUGCGGCCUUGUUGAAGAUAGACGCUCAUGGGCUACCCUUCCAUCCCGCACUUCACCCUGCCCUACCCCAAUAUCUAGAUGGGAGGCACCUACCCGGUAAACCCACGCCGUGGUACCCCUGGUUCACCCCGAGCCCGUAUCUUCAUUUUCCAUUUGACCGCGUAAGUCAAGCCAGUUCCAUCUCAACACUGCCUCCCAGCACCCCGACAACAGGUACGAGCCGCCCACCUCCGCCUCUAAGCCCCGCCAGUAGCAGCGGUCCUCUCUCUCCCGGCUCGAUAGAUAUCAAGAGCGACACUGAGGACAUCAGGGACGAUGGCAAUGACAACAAAUCAGACAUUGAGUCGGACGAUAACAGCACGAACAAUAACGGAAAUGGCGGCCAUCGCGACCACAACAUGACAGAAGAUGAGAAAAAUAAGAACCGACGCAAAAAGAAAACCCGGACCGUAUUUUCACGGAGUCAAGUUUUCCAAUUGGAAAGCACAUUCGAUAUGAAACGGUACUUAUCUAGCUCUGAAAGAGCGGGACUCGCUGCGUCAUUGCGGCUGACUGAGACUCAAGUUAAAAUCUGGUUCCAGAACCGCCGGAAUAAGUGGAAGCGCCAGCUAGCGGCGGAAUUGGAGGCAGCCAAUAUGGCGCAUGCGGCGCAAAGGAUGGUCCGCGUCCCCAUACUCUACCACGAACAGGGCAGUCAUUCAACGCAUUCGGACUCACCAACUUCAGCUUAUUCUAGCACCCUGCCGAGCCUCCAUCCUAUGUAUUACCAGCAUGCAUAUUCACACUUAACAAAUUUGCGGCCUUCUUUGCCGAGUAUGGUAUAACCAAUGCAAGAAUACGAGUCUCAGAUUUAGUCGCAAUGGACAGUAUUAAAGUCAACCCACCAAAGAUUGAUAAGUGACUCUCACACGAUGUGUUCAUGGUGUAUUCUACAUCUUGUCUGAUGAAUUGUUUUGGUUCCGCACUUUUACGAUAAAACAACAUUGACUGCAGCAUCGAUCAGGGGACACAAUUGUUACAACUACAUAUGUAAAGUUGCUCAAAGAAAGGUACAUGAACCUUUUUGCACGAAUGCUAAAAGGAAAAAGGAUCAUUGAGGAACUAAUAAUCCUUGCGUUACAAUGCCGUCAGUAAUCAGAUUUUAGGUAAUUGAACGGCAACUUUUCAAUUGAAAACUGAUUACAUCACUGAUCAGUGUAUCUUUUAAGUUAAAGUAGUUUUGUAAUGCUUGUUCCAAGAAGGCACUGGGUAAGUGCUUUGAUCGCGUUUGACCUGAUCGAUGGUGCAGUGCAGUAACCCGCCUACUGUAGAAUUCUUACCUAUGCCCAAGAUAAAUGUUUUACAGUUUACGCUCACAUACACUUAGCCCAGACAAAGUUUAUCACUUCAUAAAAUGGGCAUUUUUGCUCAAAGACAAAAAAUCUGUCCUAUUACAGUUUUUUAAGGGACCCUCGACGUUUAUCAAUUAUUGCGCUGCAGGUUACAAUUACUGCUAAGUUUGAAAUGUCAUUAAAUUUGACACAACUUUUCACCCUAUCACCAUACUUUUUCAUCACUUGUUAAAGUAAUGUUCACGACAAUCACCCAAUUGCCUACAUAUCAUGAUCACGGUCUCGGCCAAAUUUCAAAAGAUUUUUAUUCGAUAGUUCUGUGUCAACGAAAGGUUUUACAACGACAAAAUCUAUAUUAUUUGUGAUUGUUUCUCUGGCCAAAUAUGUUUUCGUCUGUUUCAGACAUGGUUUUGCGAGCAUGUCAUGCACUACAUGUAAUUAUGGUUUAAUCCUACAUGUAUCCAAAGAUACAUGUACGUGUACAUGUAAAGCAAGAUGCUCUCCCAUCCAGGGUAUUCGAGUUUCAAUAGGGUUUGUGUCUCCCAUCUAAAACAUAGUGUAUUUAGCAUACAUGUUCGCUGCGGUUGUGUCAAGGCUGGUCUACACUAGCAAACUUCCGCUUGCAAAUUUCAGCAAACUUUGGGUUCGGUCGUGUCUGCCAUAAAAAAAAUCACACCGCUG
Messenger RNA from Lineus longissimus, 2443 nucleotides. RefSeq names its product homeobox protein HMX3-like. The coding region runs from base 275 to 1255 and encodes 326 amino acids. Gene Ontology annotation, molecular function: DNA-binding transcription factor activity, RNA polymerase II-specific; RNA polymerase II transcription regulatory region sequence-specific DNA binding. The transcript has 2 exons. NCBI's taxonomy places the organism in Eukaryota, Metazoa, Nemertea, Pilidiophora, Heteronemertea, Lineidae. The record is from RefSeq and is a predicted model, not a curated record. Gene Ontology annotation, biological process: regulation of transcription by RNA polymerase II. Gene Ontology annotation, cellular component: nucleus.